GUCAAGAAGCUGGAUACGAUUUAGGCAUCCCUGAAGCGUUGGUUGUGUGUGGUUCUCUUUUACUUAUCCCUACCCCAACAACUCUUUAAACUCCUCUAUAUAUAUAAAUAACAUCUCAUUAUCUUUUCCAGAAACCUCUUAAUCCCCUAUUUUGUGUUACACACAAUCAUGUCAGAUCAAGUGAAUGCCUUGCCUGAGGACCAAGCUGGGGCGGAGCUAAAGCUUCCAGAGCUGUUGCACAGUGACGCUGUUCGACAAGUUCAUGCAACUAUUGAAAAAGAAUGGGAAUUCCUUCAAAGAUCAGCUUGCCAAACGGCUGCUAUAAGGGCUCUGUGGAAGCAUGUGAUCCAUGAUCCACUCGCUGACUUAUUAGCAGGGGAGACUUACUUGAGAAACCUCCAUGAAAAGAUAAAGAAAGACCAUCUCAACAAUGCGCGUGAAAUUUCUGGAGUGAUGAUUGCGGUUCGAACCCUUUGGUUUGAUUCUAAACUAGAACAUGCUCUCUCUUCCCCCAAUGGCAGAGAAGCACAGGUUGUUCUCCUUGGUGCAGGAAUGGACACGAGAGCAUAUCGUUUGAGUUGCUUAAAGGACAGCGAUGUAUUUGAGGUUGACUUUCCAGAAGUCUUGGAGGUGAAAAGCACCAUUUUACAAGCGGCAAGGGAAUCCACAUACGAAUCCCAACAUUUUAUGUCCAAAGCCAAAUCCUUAACCACAGUGGCAGCUGACAUAAGAGAAAAUGACUGGAUGGAAAAGCUUCAAAUUGCAGGGUUUUUGCCACAGAAGAGCACGGUUUGGAUUCUAGAAGGUCUCCUCUACUACUUGACCCAAUCUCAUGCCAUGCAAGUGCUGAGGAUUUUAGCCAACAAAUGCGCUCUAACACACACAGUCCUCUUAGCAGACUUCAUGAAUAAGCCAUCAACCACACUAUUCAAUUCAGCUUUUCAAUUUUACAGCGAUUGGCCAGAUCAUCUCUUGCCAUCCAUUGGCUUCACUAAUGUAAAACUGUCACAAAUUGGGGACCCAGAUGCCCAUUUUGGUCUCUUGAAUGAUCCGUUAAAUCUCUUCAACAAGCUGCGCAGCUUGCCUAGGUCACUACAAACCAAUCCAGACGAUGGAACACCAUGCUGUCGCUUGUACUUGGUGGAAGCUUCUGGUUCACCCGAUCAAAGUGUUGCGCAUUAA
Messenger RNA from Gastrolobium bilobum, 1182 nucleotides. RefSeq lists its product as uncharacterized. The transcript is spliced from 2 exons. Gene Ontology annotation, molecular function: methyltransferase activity. The record is from RefSeq and is a predicted model, not a curated record. Gene Ontology annotation, biological process: methylation. NCBI's taxonomy places the organism in Eukaryota, Viridiplantae, Streptophyta, Magnoliopsida, Fabales, Fabaceae. The coding region runs from base 169 to 1182 and encodes 337 amino acids.